UCACUGCACUGCACUUGACCCAUAACAGUCACUAACAACAAAUAUUAAAUAAUAACAUAUCCAUUUCAGUCACACUCAUCCUCAUCCCUCUCUCUCUCUCUCUACACAAUCCCUGCUUCGUUAGAGAAUCUAGGGUUUCCAACUCCCAAACUCAUUCUUCACCUUCUAAACAAACGCAGGAGGCAACAUGGCAUUUCUUGUUUCCAUUACAAAAGACGGGGCUAACUAAUCUUCCAAUAUAUGGCAACUGAGAGUCCAAUUAGAAUCUCUGAAGCUGGGAGUAAAUGGCCGUCUCUUAAGGAAGCUGCAACUUUUGGCUCGCCAUCCCGUCACAUGGCAACAGAGGAUCUGGGUAUAUUUUUAAAUGGCCAUAGGUUUCAUGGCAGUGGAAAGGAUGCAGUACCCAACCGCAGUGGCAGUGCACCUCCAAGCAUGGAAGGCUCAUUUCUGGCCAUAGAAAACUUGUUAUCCCAGAACACCACCAGGAAUGCGAGCUUGGGAUCUCGGAACAGAGCUAUGCAAAAAUAUGAUAGUGGUAAAGGGUCUUUUCAUUUGUCACAAGGAACUCUUGCAACACACAAGGAGGAGUCUGAGGAUGAUUUGACCCAAAAGCUGUAUAAUAAUUUGUUAGACAAAGCUAGUGGAAAAUGGCAUAGACAGGAUGCGGCUUCAACAUCAUCUCAGGACACAAAUUUAGUACUGGAAGAUUUUCCCCAUAUCAUGUCACCUGUAUAUAAUAAGUCUCUUGGAGUGGUGGAUGAACUAAUUGAUGUGGAUACUGGUUCCAGUUCUUCUCUUGGCCCUCCUGUCACCACAGUGGAUGCUGUAAAACCUACCAUAGGUGCAGAUGAUGUAAGGCUGUCAUCAACUGUUGAUUCCCGUGCCCCUGUCACAAGCUCAUCAUCUCUCAAUUCCACUGGAAGCAUGGGAUUUAAUGUCUUAGAUGUUACAAUUGUAGAAUCUCAAUUAAGGGCUCUCAAUGUAUCUAAUCUACCAAAUUCAGAAAGCCAGAGUUAUGAAGAUAAAUGGAAGAACAGCUGCCAGAAUAAUUUGAUGCAACACCAGCAACAAAACUAUCCAUGUGUGGUGCCUAACACCAAUUCUCAAAGUGAAAAAUGCACAUAUGUUGGUAUGGAGCAGUUUCUUCACAAUCCCAGCAAGUUCUCCUCUGAUGUCCAGCCUGUACUGCAAUCAUCAGGGUAUACGCCUCCACUAUAUGCUACAGCAGCAGCAGCUUAUAUGACCUCAGCAAAUCCAUUUUACACUAAUUUGCAGGCUUUGGGUAUAUAUUCUCCGCAAUAUAUAGGUGCAUACCCUUUUAGUCCCACAGCUGUUCCUCCAUAUAUUGCUGCAUACCCUCCUCAUGGUUCUGUACCACUUGUUGACGGGGCUACUGGUUCUAGUUUUACUCCCCAAGCACCAGGGAUUUCUUCUACUGCAGGAAACAUUUCACACGGAGCUGAAAUGAUGCAUGCAAACAAGUUUUUUGGACAAUUUGGAUUUCCUCUGCAGCCUUCUUUUAGUGAUCCUAUUUACAUGCAAUAUCAUCAACAACCUUUUGUGGAGGGAUAUGGUGUAUCUGCUCAUCUGCUGGCACCUAGAGCCAGUGUUGGCGGCCAAAUUGGUCCCUUUGAUUCCCAAAAAAGGCCCAAUAGUGGUGCUUACUUGGAUGACAAAAAAUUACAUAAUCAGAAAACUGGUGCUAAUUUGAAUUCUAAUAGAGAUGGGCUAAUACACCCUGGUUAUUUUGGACACCCUUCAAAUUUGGGUUUUGUACCCCAGUAUCCAAGUUCCCCACUUUGUAGACCAGUUUUAUCAGGAUACCCAGAAAGUAGUCCUGGCCUUCUAGGUGGAAGGAAUGAAAUGAAACGCUCUCCAGCUUCUGGUAGAAAUGGAGGUUUAUUAUCUGGAUGGCAAGGUCAAAGAGCCUUUGACAGUGCUCACGACCCCAAAAUUGCUAUUUUUCUUGAAGAGUUAAAAUCUGGCAAAGGUCGCAGAUUUGAGCUAUCCGAUAUUAUUGGACAUAUAGUUGAAUUUAGCACUGAUCAGCAUGGGAGCCGUUUUAUACAGCAGAAGUUGGAAAGCUGUGGCGUUGAAGAGAAGGAAUUAGUAUUCAAAGAGGUUCUUCCACAUACUUCAAAAUUAAUAACUGAUGUAUUUGGCAACUAUGUAAUCCAAAAGUUUUUUGAGUAUGGAAGCCCUGAGCAGAGAAAGGAACUUGCAAAUCGACUUCUUGGCCAGAUACUGCCUUUAAGUCUGCAGAUGUAUGGCUGUCGUGUAAUCCAAAAGGCACUUGAGGUUAUCGAUCUUGAACAGAAAGCUCAACUUGUUCAUGAGCUAGAUGGAAAUGUUAUGAGAUGUGUCCGUGACCAAAAUGGGAAUCAUGUAAUACAGAAGUGCAUUGAAUCUAUUCCAACUAAAAACAUUGACUUUAUAAUAUCUGCAUUUCGUGGUCAAAUUGCUCUUCUAUCUAUGCAUCCAUAUGGUUGCCGAGUCAUACAGAGAGUUCUAGAGCAUUGUUCAAAUGAGGUUCAAUGUCAGUUUAUUGUUGAUGAAAUCUUGGAGUCAGUUUUUACUCUUGCUCAGGACCAGUAUGGGAAUUAUGUUACGCAGCAUGUGUUGGAGAGAGGAAAGCCUCAGGAAAGGAGUCAAAUUAUUCACAAGCUAUCUGGACAUAUUUUCCAAUUAAGCCAGCAUAAAUUUGCAUCAAAUGUUGUUGAGAAAUGUUUGGAGUAUGGUGAUGCUACUGAUCGGCAGUUGUUAAUUGCGGAGAUUGUUGGACAUGACAAACAAAAUGAUAAUUUAUUGACAAUGAUGAAAGACCAAUUUGCAAAUUAUGUGAUCCAGAAGGUUUUUGAGAUCUGUUCUGAAAAUCAGCGAGCAACAUUACUUUCUCGCAUAAGACUUCAUGCUCAUGCUUUGAAAAAAUACACUUAUGGAAAACACAUUGUGGCUCGGUUUGAACAGCUACUUGGAGAAGAGAACCAAACAAAUGGAUCAUGAUGACAAUAAAGGUCUUGCGCAAUGCUUCCAUGCAAGCACAACUAGUAUUUCUGUGUUACAGGAGACAGAUGAGAUAUUGGAUCUUUGGGCUUUUCCCAUUGAAAAAACGAAUGCUACUGUGGCUUCAUAUCUGAUAGUUCCGACAUUCAUGGCUUCAAGAAACAUCAGUGUAUGCAUACAUGUUGUGCACUUAAUGUAAUGUCAGUUAAGUAAAUUGGUUUGUAUGAUUGCUUGGGUAUAAUUAGUUGGGAGGAAAUCCUUCGUGAUGUAAAUUUACUGGAUAUUCUCUGCUUUACUGUGGUUUUAGUGUGGGGACAAUCAAGGGUUUGUCUCCUUAAUAUCUGCUCUCUCGUCCUUGUGGUUUGUACGUUGAUUUAGUUAAAUGGUGGCUGUUUUUAAUGUUCCA
Molecule: messenger RNA, 3409 nt
Organism: Glycine soja
Lineage: Eukaryota; Viridiplantae; Streptophyta; Magnoliopsida; Fabales; Fabaceae
Product: pumilio homolog 6, chloroplastic-like
Exons: 11
Coding region: 241-3003 (920 amino acids)
Biological process (GO): post-transcriptional regulation of gene expression
Cellular component (GO): cytoplasm
Molecular function (GO): mRNA binding
Source: RefSeq, a predicted model, not a curated record